This is a messenger RNA of Trichechus manatus latirostris (Florida manatee), 8764 nucleotides long. RefSeq names its product collagen type VI alpha 6 chain (gene COL6A6). The transcript has 35 exons. Bases 26 to 6802 code for a protein of 2258 amino acids. The record is from RefSeq and is a predicted model, not a curated record. NCBI's taxonomy places the organism in Eukaryota, Metazoa, Chordata, Mammalia, Sirenia, Trichechidae. Gene Ontology annotation, molecular function: extracellular matrix structural constituent conferring tensile strength.
AGUUGGAGAUUUUUCAGGUCAUAAUAUGAAAAUGCUGCUGAUUUUGUUCCUCGUAAUAAUUUGUCUCCAUGAUUCUGUGAACCAGGAUUCUGGCCCUGAGUAUGCAGAUGUCGUGUUUCUGGUGGACAGUUCUGAACACCUGGGAGCUAAGUCGUUCCCAUUUGUGAAAGCAUUCAUCAGCAAAAUGAUCAACAGUCUCCCCAUAGAGGCCAACAAAUACCGCGUGGCCCUGGCCCAGUACAGCGAUGAGCUCCACGAUGAAUUCCAACUGAACACCUUCAAGAGCAAGAACCCCAUGUUGAACCACCUCAAGAAGAACUUUGAGUUCCUUGGCGGGUCCCUGAGGAUAGGAAGCGCUCUCCAGGAAGCUCACAGGACCUAUUUUUCUGCACCCACAAAUGGGAGAGACAAGAAACUGUUUCCCCCCAUUUUGGUGGUCCUGGCAUCAGCUAAGUCUGAGGAUGAUGUGGAAGAAGCUGCUAGGGCUUUGAGGAAUGAUGGGGUGAGAAUCAUCUCCGUGGGAACGCAGGGAGCUUCGGAGGAGAACCUGAAGGCCAUGGCCACGUCUCAGUUUCAUUUCCACCUGCGGACGGUCAGAGACCUCAGCACGUUUUCCCAAAACAUGACGCAGAUCAUCAAGGAUGUAACUCGGUACAAGGAAGGAGCAGCCAAUGAUGUCCUUGUAGAAGUUUGCCAAGGCCAUUCUGUGGCCGACGUUGUGUUCUUGUUGGAUGUGUCGAUCAAUGGCAGCCUGGAGAACUUUGACUAUCUUAAAGACUUCCUGGAAGAGAGUGUUUCUGCUCUUGACAUAAAGGAGCGUUGCAUGAGGGUUGGCCUUGUGGACUAUAGCAAUGAGACCACAGUGAUAAACUCACUGAGUGCAGGCAUAAAUAAGUCAGAGGUUCUCCAGAACAUACAGAACCUCUCUCCCAGGAUGGGGAAGGCCUACACCGGAGCUGCCAUCAGGAAGAUCAAGAAGGAAGUCUUCAGGGCACAGAAUGGCAGUCGGAAGAAUCAGGGGGUGCCUCAGAUUGCAGUGCUGGUGACACAUAGACCAUCAGAAGACAAUGUGACCAAGGCAGCUGUGAACCUCCGGCGAGAAGGUGUGACCAUCUUCACCAUGGGCAUAGAGGGGGCUAGUGAUGCCCAGUUGGAAAAGAUAGCCUCUCACCCUGCUGAACAGUACGUCUCCAAACUAAAAGCCUUCUCUGACCUUGCUGCCCACAACCAGACAUUUCUGAAGAAGCUGCGGAAUCAAAUAACACACACAGUCUCUGUCUUCUCAGAACGGACAGAAACCCUCAAAUCUGGUUGUGUGGAUACAGAAGAAGCUGACAUCUAUCUGCUCAUUGAUGGAUCAGGGAGCACCCAAGCCACUGACUUCCAAGAAAUGAAGACUUUUCUGUCGGAGAUUGUAGGGAUGUUCAACAUCGCUCCCCAUAAGGUGCGGGUUGGGGCUGUCCAGUAUGCCGACACCUGGGACUUGGAAUUUGUGAUCGGUAAAUACCCAAAUAAGCACGAUUUGAAAAAGGCCAUUGAGAACAUUAGGCAGAUGGGUGGGAAUACGAACACAGGUGCAGCCCUGAAUUACACUCUGGGGCUGUUACAAAAAUCAAAGAGGCAACGAGGAAACAAAGUGCCAUAUCACCUUAUUGUCCUGACAAAUGCUAUGUCCAAGGAUAGCGUCUUGGAGCCCGCGAACAGACUGAGAGAAGAGCUCAUCAAUGUUCAUGCUAUCGGGGUCAAGGAGGCCAACCAAACCCAGCUGCGUGAAAUUGCAGGCGAUGAAAGGAGAGUGUACUAUGUGCAUGAUUUUGACUCUUUGAAAGACAUAAGAAAUCAGGUUGUUCAAGAAAUAUGUGCUGAAGAAGCCUGCAAAGAGAUGAAAGCUGACAUCAUGUUUCUGGUGGACAGUUCCGGCAGUAUAGGCCCUGAAAACUUCAGCAAAAUGAAAACAUUUAUGAAAAACCUGGUAAACAAGACUCAGAUUGGGGCAGAUUGGGUGCAAAUUGGUGUCGUCCAGUUCAGCGACAUCAAUAAAGAGGAGUUUCCGCUCAACAGAUUCAUGUCCCAAAGUGAAAUUUCAGAUGCAAUAGACCGUAUGACUCACAUUGGACAAACCACUUUGACUGGAAGUGCCCUGACCUUUGUGUCUCAAUACUUCAGCCCUGCCAAGGGGGCCCGGUCCAACGUCAGGAAGUUCCUCAUCCUCAUCACGGAUGGUGAAGCUCAUGACAUAGUGAAGGACCCAGCAGUAGCACUUCGGCAAGAAGGCAUCAUUAUCUACUCUGUGGGGGUGUUUGGCUCCAAUGUUACCCAGCUGGAGGAGAUCAGUGGAAGGCCGGAGAUGGUUUUUUAUGUUGAGAAUUUUGACAUUCUACAGAACAUUGAAAAUGAUCUUGUUUUUGGAAUUUGCAGCCCCCGUGAAGAAUGCAAGCGGAUUGAAGUUUUAGAUGUUGUGUUUGUGAUUGAUAGCUCUGGCAGCAUUGACCAUGAUGAGUAUAAUAUCAUGAAGGACUUUAUGAUUGGCUUGGUGAAAAAAGCUGAUGUUGGCAAGAAUCAGGUCCAGUUUGGAGCUCUGAAGUAUGCUGAUGACCCAGAGGUGCUGUUUUAUCUUGGUGACCUUGGCACAAAAUUGGAGGUGAUUUCAGAGCUUCAGAAUGACCAGCCCAUGGGGGGCAACACUUACACUGCCAAGGCACUAGCCUUCUCAGACCACAUGUUCACUGAAGCCCGGGGCAGCCGCCUACAAAAGGGGGUCCCCCAGGUCCUCAUUGUGAUCACCGAUGGGGAAUCCCAUGAUGCGGAUGAACUCAACGCCACAGCAAAGGCCUUGCGUGACAAGGGCAUUCUUGUCCUGGCUGUGGGGAUUGCUGGCGCCAAUCUCGUGGAGCUGUUAGCCAUGGCGGGGUCAAGUGACAAGUACUUCUUCGUGGAGACUUUUGGGGGCUUGAAGGGAAUGUUUUCAGAUGUGUCAGCCAGCAUCUGCAACUCUUCAAAAGUAGAUUGUGAAAUUCAAACAGUAGAUCUUGUUUUCCUCAUGGAUGGUUCUAACAGCAUUCAUCCAGAUGAUUUCAAGAAGAUGAAGGAAUUUUUGGCAACUGUUGUUCAAGACUUUGAUGUCAAACACAACAGAGUGCGUAUAGGAGCAGCCCAGUUUAGUGAUUCCUACCGGCCAGAGUUCCCACUGGGACGUUUCACAGGUGAAAAGGAGAUUUCACUUCAGAUUGGAAACAUCAAGCAGAUCUUCGGGUACACUCACAUCGGUGCUGCCCUCCGAAAGGUGGGGCAUUACUUCCGCUCGGACAUGGGCAGUAGGAUCAAUGCGGGUACCCCACAGGUGCUGCUGGUCCUCACCGAUGGGCGAUCCCAAGACGAUGUGGCUCAGGCCGCGGAAGAUCUGAGACACAAAGGUAUCAGCAUCUACUCUGUGGGCAUUGGGGACGUGGAUGACCAGGAGCUCAUUCAGAUCACCGGGAGCGCGGACAAAAAAAUGACGGUGGAAAACUUCGACGAGCUAAAAAAGGCCCAAAAAAGGAUAGUUCGCAACAUCUGUACAUCGGCGGGUGAGAGCAAUUGUUUUGUGGACAUUGUGGUGGGAUUUGACAUCUCAACUCAGCAGAAAGGGCAGAGUUUGCUUGAAGAUCAGUCUUGGAUGGGAACCUACCUUCAAGACAUCUUACGUGCUGUCAGCUCCCUCAAUGGGGUAAGCUGUGAGGUGGGGACAGAGACUCAGGUUAGUAUAGCUUUUCAAGUGACAAAUGCUAUGGAAAAAUACUCCCCCAAGUUUGAGAUCUUCAGUGAAAAUAUCCUGAACAGCCUGAAGGAUGUAACAGUUAAAGAGCCCUCUCUUCUCACCACAAACCUCCUGAGUUCACUAUGGGAUGCGUUUCAGAAUAAAUCAGCUGCUCGAGGAAAGGUGGUUCUCUUAUUUUCAGAUGGAUUGGAUGAUGAUGUUGAAAAACUUGAACAAAAAUCUGAUGAACUUAGAAAAGAAGGCCUGAAUGCACUCAUAACUGUUGCUCUGGACGGAGCUGCUCAUUCAAGCGACCUGGACAAUCUUCUCCACAUUGAGUUUGGGAAAGGAUUUGAGUACAGGACACAGCUGACUAUUGGAAUGAGAGAUCUCAGGAGCCGGCUGUCAAAGCAGCUGGUCAAUGUUGCUGAAAGAACGUGCUGCUGUUUGUUCUGCAAGUGCAGUGGGGGAGAUGGCACAAUAGGAGUUCCUGGACCACCGGGGAAAAAGGGACUUCUAGGCCUUAAAGGCAGUGAAGGCUACCUAGGAGAAGAGGGUAUUAUUGGAGAAAGAGGAGCCCUGGGACCAGUGGGAGAGCAAGGUGAUACAGGGUGCUAUGGUGCCAAAGGUCCUAAGGGAGUCAGGGGAUUCACUGGACAGGAGGGAGAAGCUGGGGAAAGUGGAAUUGAUGGAAUAAAUGGAGAAGAGGGUGACAGUGGUCUUCCUGGACAAAAAGGAGAAAAGGGUGAUGAAGGAUCUCAGGGCAGCCCAGGGAAGAGAGGGGUUUCUGGUGACCACGGAGCAAAGGGCCUGCGAGGAGAUCCUGGAGCUCCUGGAUUUGACAAUAGCAUACAAGGACCCAAGGGCUUGAAAGGAGAAAGCGGAAGACAAGGUAGAAGAGGCUGGCCAGGCCCCCCUGGAACACCAGGCUCCAGAAGAAAGACAGCAGCUCAUGGCCGAAGGGGACAUACAGGCCCACAAGGAGAAAGAGGAGUCCCAGGCCCAGAUGGACUUGAAGGCUCACCCGGACUAAAAGGACCUCAGGGUCCAAGAGGAGAUGUUGGUGUGAAAGGAGAUAAAGGAAGUCUUGGGAGUAAAGGUCCCCAGGGGCCUCCAGGACCAGGAGGAGAGGAAGGGAGUCAAGGCCGUUUGGGAAGCCAAGGAAAUAAAGGAGGACCUGGAGACCUGGGGACAAAAGGAGACAUUGGCUUGCCUGGUCCUCGAGGAAUGCCGGGGGAUGAUGGCACUCCAGGUGGUGGCAGAGUUGGAACUAAAGGAGCAAAGGGCCCAGAAGGAUUCCCUGGAGAAAGUGGACCUAAGGGUGAGAUUGGGGACCCUGGUGAUCCAGGAGAAAUUGGACCCAAGGGAGCUAGAGGCCAAACGAUAUCUGCUGGGCUUCCAGGAGAGCCGGGAUCCCCUGGGGAGCCAGGACCCCCUGGACACAAGGGCAUGAAAGGGGCCAAAGGAUGGGCUUCAUUUUCCACAUGCGAGCUCAUUCAGUAUGUGCGGGACCACAGUCGAAAGCCCAAAUGCCCCGUCUAUCCAACAGAGUUGGUGUUUGCCUUAGACCUGUCCCAGGAUGUCACCAAGCAGGAUUUUGAGCGGAUGAAGGGGAUGAUCUCUUCCCUCCUGAGAGAAGUUAAAGUCCGGGACAACGGUUGUCCCGUGGGAGCACGCAUUGCUAUCCUCUCCUAUAACUCCCACACCAAGCACCUCAUCCGCUUCUCAGACACCUACAACAAGAACCACCUUCUCAGGGAAAUUGAAGCUAUUCCUUAUGAGAGCUCCUCCAACAGCAGGGACAUCGGCAAAGCAAUGAGGUUUAUUUCCAGGAAUGUCUUCAAGCGAACACUCCCAGGGGCUCACACGAGAAGAAUCGCAACGUUUUUCAGCAAGGGCCAGUCUGCCGAUGCCCACUCCAUCACCACGGCCACCAUGGAAUUCAGUGCCCUUGACAUCGCUCCCGUCGUCAUCGCUUUCAGCAACGCCUCUUCCGUCAGGCGUGCAUUUGCGAUCGAUGACACCGGCACAUUUCAAGUAAUAACGGUUCCAUCGGGGGCUGACUACACGCCAGCACUGGAAAGUCUCCAGCGGUGCACUUUCUGCUAUGAUGUAUGCAAGCCGGAUCCUUCUUGCAGUCAAGCCAGACCACCCCCUGUGCAGUCUUACAUGGAUGCUGCUUUUCUUCUGGACAGCUCUCGGAAUGUGGGUGCUGCCGAAUUUGAAGACAUAAGAGCCUUCAUGGGAGCACUGUUAGAUCACUUUGAAAUCACUCCCGAGCCCAUGACCUCCAUCACUGGAGACCGAGUAGCCCUGUUGAGCCAUGCUCCCCCUGACUUCCUACCCAACACUCAGAAGAGCCCCGUUAGAACUGAGUUCAACCUUACCACCUACAACAGUAAACGCCUCAUGAAGAGGCACCUGAAAGAAUCAGUUCAACAACUAAAUGGAGACACUUUCAUUGGUCAUGCCUUACAGUGGACUCUAGACAAUGUCUUUUUAAGCAUACCUAACCUGAGAAGAAACAAAGUCAUCUUUGUGAUAUCUGUUGGGGAAACCAGUAACUUGGACAAAGAAACCUUAAAGAAGGAAUCCUUGCGAGCCAAAUGCCAGGGUUAUGCCCUAUUUGUGUUUUCCCUUGGCCCUACUUGGAAUGACAAGGAACUGGAAGAUCUAGCCAGCCACCCUUUGGAUCACCACCUGGUCCAGCUUGGCCGAAUUCAUAAACCUGACCACAGAUAUGCUGUGAAGUUUGUGAAGUCAUUUAUAAACUCAAUCAGGCGUGCAAUCAAUAAAUAUCCACCAAUAAACUUCAGAACAAAAUGCAGUAGGCUCAGAUCUACAGAUCCAAAGCAGCCUCUACAACAGUUCCGAAGCUUUGUUCCUGGACCAUAUAAAGCCACCCUCAGAAAAGGUGCAUUACAGGAGGCAAACUUCUUUCAACAUAAAAAAUAUCUUUCAAGAGUACCAAGAGGCGGCAAAGAUGAUGCUGUUCAAAAUUUUACCAGAAGCAUAUCCCGUACCUUUAAAAAUGGAACAAAGGUGAUAAAAACUGCUUCCAAAUGACAUAAAGGGAGUGCUCAAACAAUUUAGCUUUAGGAAGCACGGUAAGACUUUGGACUUACAUAAUAACUAAAUCCAAGCCCAGUGCCUGAACCUUGGGCAACUUUGUAUUUCGCUAUCUGCCUGAAUCUGGAGGUCCACUCUGGAGUGUUGAACAAGUCACAGGUUGUAGGUUAUCAGGUAACCUGACUCCUUGCACUCAUUGGUAUUAAGAUAUAUCUUGCCCAUUUAUUUGACCACCCCUGACAAUUCUAGCACUCUUGACACUGUUAUGUUCAAGAACUGUUAUCAUUAGAAGAUGGAAGAGCAAAAGAAGUCUACUGGAGAUAUAAUUUGAAAGUAAAUUUUAAAAAAUGCAUUGAUGGUGUACAAGGGCCAAUGCUAUUUUUUUAACUAUAGGUCUCUUUCCAGUCCAUUUUCUGUAAACCAAGUCUUCUUCCUCAAUUUAGUACUGUUUAAUGUUCAUCUGUUUAACCAGAGGUAUUUUUUAAUGUUUUGGUCUGCUUUGACGUUUACCCUAAAAAUUGAUGCUGUUUUGUGUCCUAUUUUCAAAAAUAUGAACUUCUAUGUCUAUUCCAUUUAAAUGCACUGUCCCUCUGUGGACUGACCAGCCCUCGGAUGGGCUUGUGCUGACAGUUUCCUCACAUGUUCUGCAGUUGUUUGUUUAGACAUGUGAGAAGCAGAGGGUAAUUUUCCCCAGCUCCAAAUUCUCCUUAGCUCACCAAGAAACUCAUUAAUUCCUCCAGAACAUAAAUUAUCACUUUUGAGGUGGAAGUUCCCUCUUCAUUAUAGAGCUUCCUGCCUGGCCAUUUUGGUGGAUUUUUAUUUUUUCUUUCUCAUUAUGGUCAUUUAUUAUUUUCCACUAAUCCAUAUUUUCUUUAGACGAGCAAGCAAAGACACAACUUAUCAUGGGUGAAGCUCUAGUUACUCUUACUCAUCAGGUAGCUAUUUAGUCUUUAGUGAACAGCACCAAAACGGAUUAGCAGAGCUCCAAAAAGAGUUUAUAUGUACACUUACUGAGUUUGGAAAAGGUAAGAAAAUUGUAUUGUUUUAAUCUACAAACCCAUACAAGGCUGCAGAGAUGCAGAAGAGAUCAGAGUGAGCUAAAGCAGGAAAUGUCUUCAAAAACACCUAGCCUCUAGUAGCAUUCUCUGACAGCGCUCUCUCUCCUCACAUCCAUGCACAACACAUAACUAAUUCUCAAUCUUGCGAUGGGGCAUGUUCUCAACAAGUAAAUGCCAACAUAGCAUGACUGAAUUUAGACGCAACAUUAGGACCUUACCUGAAAUUCUAAGAGCUGGCUCCACACAUGGUAGCAAUGGCCCUGCUAGGCAGAGUAUCACCCUCUUGGGGAACAGGUCCUGCUUGAAUGGUCAGAUGAUUAACAACACUAAAGACCAGUAGGUGCAAUCCGAUCUUCUCUUUUCUAUGCCUCUUUCAUAAAACCUGGUAAAGAAGAGCCAUCGGCAGUAUUUCUUUUAACCACUUCUGCCAUCCAUACUCAGGCAACACCAUAGAUAUAGUUCUCAAUUAGUUCAGAGGAGCAAGAAUCCCAAAGAGUUAAACGUUAUACAUAUUCAUACUCAGGUAACAGAGAAGAAUAAAGCACAUCAGGUUUCUUCAUUUUUCCUAAGUGGUGCUUCAAAUUUCAAGUACAGGAAAUUGAUGAAUAAUAUUUAAGAAAUAUUUUAAUUAAAAGGGAUUUUUCUGGUUAACUUUGGUUUAAGCAAAAACCCCUUUCUUCUGUUUAUUUUUGGAAAUACUUUUACAAUGUAUUUGUCUAUUUUGUUCUGCAUUGGUAAGUAAAGUACACCAAACAAAUAUUCCCUUGGUGACUGAGAUUAUUUCAGCAUUUUGGGUCAGCUUUCUAAUCAUUAAUCUGUAAGGGGUUUAAAGCAUACUAAUUGCAAAUUGAAAUUCCUUUUUUAAAAUAAAUUCCCAAUAUUAGCAUUUUGGAGCCCUGGU